AUGUCUCUUUUCAAAAAAGACCCGGGACUCAAAUCGCUUUCGAAUCUCAAAUCCUCAGAGCGCAGAAAGCUGUACGCUGCUAUUUGCAGCCAGUACGGGCUGAGUGAAGAGACUCUGGCCAGUGACGGAGUUGCGUCGCUCGUAUUGCCUCCAGAGGUCAAAUACGCUGCGUUUAAGUCGCCACAUGCUCAGGGCACGCUCUACACCGAUCUGGAGGGCGUUCCCAUCUGGUUCCGUACGAGAGACUCCGAGCUGCUGCCGACGCUUUUUACAAUGUGGAAAUAUCCCUACAUUGUGCCCAUUGUCAACACCCACCAGUACGUUAUAGAGCGACUCAUCAACGGCUCGAAUCUCAUGCUUCCAGGCACCAUUCCUCCGUUUCCUGACAACGCCAAACGGGGCAAGGUGGUAGCUGUGGGCGACUAUAAGAAGCCCAAUGUUGCUGUUGCUAUUGGAUACUGCCAAAUGGAUUUAGACGGCGUGACCGACGUCGUUGGAACCCAUGGCGUAGCCGUCGAGAUAAUGCACGUCUACCAAGACUGGCUGUUUACCUUGGUCAAGGGAGCAAAACUUCCGGACAAGGUUGAUGUUCUGCCAACUAAAGCACCCGCUCUGGAACAUCAGCCGGAGGAAGAGACGGUGGAACAAGCUACACAGGAAAUAAAAGAAAUUAGUAUCUCGUCCUCGCUGACGGUUGAGGACAUGGACGACCUGUUCCUCAGGGCAACGCUGUACUCGAUCAGCCAGGACACUAUAGAGACGCCUAUCAGUGCGUCGUUGUUCAUGUCGGGCCAUGUGUACAAGAACUUUCCUCCCGUGGACAGCACGCUGAUCAACAUAAAAAAGACGUCGUGGAAGAAGACGGCGAAAUAUCUCAAAGCGAUGGAAAAGGAAAAUCUUCUCAAACUAAAAGGCAAGGGCGACGACGUGGUGGUGGUGUCAGUGAACAAGGAACAUGAAAAGGUGAGGAAAUUCGAGCCGUACAGAAUUAGGAAAAAUAAGUCUGGGGAAGCAUCUAAAAAAACUACAGACUCGACAGAGCUGCAAGUUGUGCAGCUGUACAAAGCCCAUUCUUCAGCAUCAAAUUUUCUGCGUCUGUCAGGCUCAUCGCAAGAUUACUACACUCUCCAAGAUAUCAAAGCAUUGGUCAGUAAAUACAUACAAACACACCAGCUGGUGAGCAAAAACGACCCGAAAAGCAUCACCGCCGACGAACCGUUGCAACGGCUGCUAAAGACUGCCACGAUCGAGCGAGCCAAGGUGGUGGACGUUUUGGUGAAACAGCAUUUCUCACCGUUCUAUAGGGUCAGUCGUGGAGACGAGUCUACCAAGCCUAAGAAAGGACAGGUACCUAUUGUCAAAAUUGUGGAAGAAAUGAAAAUUGGACGCAAAAUAAUAACCAAGAUCAUCGGCACGGAGGAGUUUCUGAUCGACCCAGAGGAGCUCAGCUCCAUUUUGAAAGUGAAGUGUUCGGGCUCUACCACUGUCGCCAACAACGUUCAGAAUCCAAAGCUUGUGGAAGUCACAGUGCAGGGCCCGCAUUUCAAAACGGUUGAGGAUCUUUUGAUCAAACGGUACGGGCUGAAGCCAACAUGGAUCGAGUACGAAAACAAGCUGAAGAAAAAACGCUGA
Ogataea angusta is the source of this 1632-nucleotide messenger RNA. RefSeq lists its product as uncharacterized. NCBI's taxonomy places the organism in Eukaryota, Fungi, Ascomycota, Pichiomycetes, Pichiales, Pichiaceae. The coding region runs from base 1 to 1632 and encodes 543 amino acids. Gene Ontology annotation, molecular function: translation initiation factor activity. Gene Ontology annotation, biological process: translational initiation; formation of translation preinitiation complex. The transcript has a single exon. The record is from RefSeq and is a predicted model, not a curated record.